Molecule: messenger RNA, 1496 nt
Organism: Solea solea (common sole)
Lineage: Eukaryota; Metazoa; Chordata; Actinopteri; Pleuronectiformes; Soleidae
Exons: 6
Coding region: 475-1191 (238 amino acids)
Source: RefSeq, a predicted model, not a curated record
GUUCCUAGAAGAGGAUGGGUUAAAUGCAGAAGAAUUUCCCUAACGGGAUUAAUAAAGUACAGAAAAAAAAAAUUAUUAAGUGUGUUCGGCUCCUCCAGACACAGUGACAUUUUUAUUCAAGUGACAAAGUCAGAAGAUGUUUUUUUUUAAUCGUUUUACAUACAAUUUAAAAUGCCGUUGCUACCACGGUGCAAAUAGGUACAUCUUGACUGGCAGUGCACAUACAAGAAUUCCGAAAUUCCAAAAUGUCACCAUUUAGUAGAUUAAAGGCUUGUGUUUUUGUUUGAUUCUCAACAGAAUGCCCCUCACUUGUCAUUCUGUUGAAAGUUGGGCGACUUCUCCUUUUGCUCAUGCUUGGAUUUGUCUCGUGAAUCGUAAACAUAGUCUGAUGAAACUUUUUUUCAGGAGACACCUGAAUGUGCAACUGGAAGGUCACUGGUCCAAUCCCGGGAUGGGUAAAGGGCUGGGGUGCCCAUGAGCAAGGCACCCAGUCUCCCAUUGCUCCCUGGGCGCAGAAAAGUGCUGCCCACUGCUCCUACGACUGGUGUUCACUGCUCCUCAAAGAUGACUGUUAGGUGGCUGGCUCUCACCCUUCUCUGCUGCUUAUUGAACUGCGUGGACUCUCUGUCGCCAGUCGUUCAGAGGAAUAAAUAUAACAACUCCUUUCGUCUCACCAGGUCCACCCGAGGCCGCGUUCACCAGCUGCUGACGAAAUACAAGGAACAGCACUUGGGAAAUAAGCAUUUUGAGGACAGAGGCCGACAGCUGAAGGACCUGCCAUUACUUUCUACAGAUUUCUACAAAUGGCUAAAGCUGACGGACUGGCAGCGACUGCGCGCAGCUUUCGGGGACAUGCAGACUUACUGGAACAUGCUGGAUAGGAAGAGGAAACAGCUGGAGAAGGAGGACGAGCACAUGGCCGUCCACGACACUUUUCCUCAGAGCAUCAAGCACAUUCAGCUGGAUCUGAGGGAUCUGAUGACCCAAAUCAGCACUCAGAUGAGUUACAUCAAUAGAUCUUGGAAGAGAACCACUUCUCGUUUUAUACAACCUGUGGUGAACUCAGAAACCAGCUCCAAAACCACGUGGGACCACCGGGUGGAGGGUUACAUCAUUCUGCGGGAUCUAGACCUUUACCUCACCAAGCUGGCAAGAGACUUUCUACUGCUGGCUUCCAAAACACACUUAUGACUCACUGCUGAAAAAGAGCAACGUAACCACUGAUGACCAAAACCCGACAAAAAGAGAGAAGCUGAAAUGACAGCACUCAGCAGAAAAACAGCUGUGAUGAAUAAUCAAGAGUUGGCGGUGUGAUCAAAAACUUUACAUGGAGCAUUUUUUUUUUUUAUAACUCUGCCUCUUUUUUUUCCAUUGGUGUAUUUUAAUAUUUGAAGGCCUUCUUGGGUAUUCCCCACAGUUUCUGUCUUAUAGCUAACUGUAACUUAGCAAAAAAAAAAGAACAACGUAUUCCCAGCAUACUGCUCCCACCCCAGCUC